Molecule: messenger RNA, 3313 nt
Organism: Saimiri boliviensis boliviensis (Bolivian squirrel monkey)
Lineage: Eukaryota; Metazoa; Chordata; Mammalia; Primates; Cebidae
Gene: NOC4L
Product: nucleolar complex associated 4 homolog
Biological process (GO): ribosome biogenesis
Cellular component (GO): Noc4p-Nop14p complex; nucleolus; small-subunit processome
Source: RefSeq, a predicted model, not a curated record
UGCGCUGGGCUGCUCUGCUGGAGGCUGGCACCAGGUCCCCGAGCAGCACCAGCCUCAGGAGACCCAAGUGGGAACUGUGAGCUUGCGGGUGCUGAGACCACACUCGGCACCGCUGUGGCCACGUAGCCUCUUGUGUGAGUGCCCAGGGAGGUGCCCCCUCAUUUGCCUGCCCGGGGCUGGGUCACCUGGAAAGUAGGACGAGAUGCCGUGUGCCCGCAGCUGCUUCUGCAGCUCAGGGUGGACCUCAGGGAUGUCCUCAAUAGGAACCAGGUCUUCGGUGACAUUCUUUCUGACACAGCUGGGCUCAGCCAGCCACUUAGGCAGGAAAGGCUGGACCUGCCACCAAAAGCAGAGACUAGGUGAGUGCUUUGCAGGUUCUCAGGCGAAACCCAGGGCGGAAGAGGCUGUGGGACGGAGGCCAGGGAAGCGUCCUCUCGAGUCUUCAGCUCCUCAGCCCCAAGACGCUUUCUAUGAAGCCUUCAGAGAAAUUGAACAGCAACAGCAAAUGCCACCCCCGGAACACGCUCAGCCAGUAGCCUCCUCUCAACCCACGGUGGCACCCACCUGCCCGCACACAGGAGGCCCUGUGACCUGGCGCUCACUUGCCCCAGCCAUGCCACUGUCCCUGCCUCAAGGCCUCUGCCUGGCAGCCCCAAACCCCAACCUUGACCUGGCUUCAAAUUUUUGCUUCCAGCUCAGAGAACCUCUUCGACCCUCCCUAAAGUGCCCUAAACCUGUCGCUUUCUUCAUCUGUCUCCCAGGUAUCUCUACCGAAAACCACCUGCGCUAAGCUAAGCAAAAACAGCUGCCGCGGCGGGAGGGCAGAGCAGCAGCGGAAGCGGGAGCACUGUUCAUGCAGGUUCCGGACCCCUAGGGGAAGAAACUGCAGGCUCGCCAGCGAGGCUGUGACCCCGCAACGCUUGCUCAACGAAGCCUCCCUGGGCGACCGCCUCCACUCCCAGGCCGACCACCCUCCUGGCCGCCGGCGCUGCUCACCUUCAGCGCCUUCUUCCUCCCGAACCCACCGAGCACCAGGCCGGGAGCCAGGGGUCCGGCCACCUCCUCGGCGCGCGCACUGCGCUCCCCCGGCGCCUCCUCGCCGCUCCCUGCGCCGCGCUCCCCCGGCGCCUCCUCGCCGCUUUCAGCCCGGCAGACACCUGCUGGACAGCGCGUCAGCACCGGGUCGCCGGCGCCUCGGAGGAAGCCCGCUCGCCCCGCGCGCCGCGGCCCACCUGCGCCCGCGUCCACGCCGUCCGCCUUCCGCCGCUUUCCCCCACGCGCCUCCGGGCUCUCCGGCUCCGCGCCGUUCACCCGCCGCCGCCGCCGGGGCCGCCGUCGCUUCCUGCUUGUCGGCUCGGUCGGUGCAGCCGCCUCGGUCGGCGCGGGCUCCCGCUGCUGCUGCCGCUCGCGGGCCCGGCUCUGCAGCCGCUCGAGCAGCGUGCGGGCCCGACCGUGCGCCCCGACCUCCGCUCCCUCCGACCUUGCAUCUGCCGCCGUCUCGGGUCCCGGGUACCGCGCGACAUAGAACAGUGCCAUGGCCAGCCGCACGCCUGGGACUCGGGAUCGGCGCGCGGCGAUGACGUCGGCGGCACGCCUGGGACUCGGGCUCGGCGCGCAAAGCUAGGGUUUGGGUGUGGCGCGUAGAGAUGACGUCAGACUCUACGCGCGGCAGCGACGCCACGGAUCGCCGGCGGCUGGGUAUCCACGUGUUUCUGUGUUGGGGGCGUCAUGGAGCGGGAACCCGGCGCCGCGGGCGCUCGCCGGGCGCUGGGCCGGCGGCUGGAGGCGGUGCUGGCGAGUCGCAGUGAGGCCAACGCCGUUUUCGACAUCCUGGCGGUGCUGCAGUCUGAGAACCAGGAGGAGAUCCAGGAAGCAGUCCGCACGUGCAGCCGUCUUUUUGGGGCGUUGCUGGAGCGGGGAGAGCUGUUUGUGGGCCAGCUGCCCCCUGAGGAGAUGGUCAUGACAGGGUCCAGGGGAGCCAUGCGCAAGUACAAGGUGUGGAUGAGACACCGCUAUCACAGCUGCUGCAACCGCCUGGGGGAGCUCCUGGGGCACCCCUCCUUUCAGGUCAAGGAGCUGGCCCUGGGCACACUCAUGAAGUUGGUGCAGCUGGAAGGAGUGCACCCGCUGGAGAAGCCCAGGUGGGAAGGCAACUACCUGUUCCCCCAAGACCUCCUCAAGCUGGUGGUGGGAGGCCUGCUGUCUCCUGAGGAGGACCAAAGCCUACUCCUGUCCCAGUUCCGGGAGUACCUGGACCAUGAUGACGUUUGCUACCACACCAUGCGGGCAGCCGUGGACACCGUGGCCCGGGUCACUGGUCAGCACCCCGAGGUGCCCCCCGCCUUCUGGAACAACGCCUUCACGCUGCUGUCCGCCGUGAGCCUGCCCCGCCGGGAGCCCACCGUCUCCAGCUUCUAUGUGAAGCGCGCGGAGCUGUCGGACACCUGGAAGGUCGCUCACCUGAAGGAGCACAGGAAGGCUUUUCAGGCCAUGUGGCUCAACUUCCUCAAGCACAAGCUGCCCCUCAGCCUCUACAAGAAGGUGCUGGUGAUCAUGCAUGAUGCCAUCCUGCCGCAGCUGGCACAGCCCACGCUCAUGAUUGACUUCCUCACUCGCGCCUGCGACCUGGGGGGUGCUCUCAGCCUCUUGGCCUUGAACGGGCUGUUCAUCCUGAUUCACGAGCACAACCUGGAGUACCCUGACUUCUACCGGAAGCUCUAUGGCCUCCUGGACCCCUCCGUCUUUCACGUCAAGUACCGAGCUCGCUUCUUCCGCCUGGCCGACGUCUUCCUGUCGUCCUCCCACCUCCCCGCCUACCUGGUGGCUGCCUUCGCCAAGCGCCUGGCCCGCCUGGCCCUGACGGCUCCCCCCGAGGCCCUGCUCAUGGUCCUGCCCUUCAUCUGUAACCUGCUGCGUCGGCACCCCGCCUGCCGCGUCCUGGUGCACCGCCCACACGGGCCUGAGUUGGACGCUGACCCCUACGAUCCCGGAGAGGAGGACCCGGCCCAGAGCCGGGCCCUGGAGAGCUCCCUGUGGGAGCUUCAGGCCCUCCAACGCCACUACCACCCUGAGGUGUCCAAAGCCGCCAGUGUCAUCAACCAGGCCCUGUCUGUGCCCGAGGUCAGCAUCUCGCCGCUGCUGGAGCUCACGGCCUAUGAGAUCUUUGAGCGGGACCUGAAGAAGAAAGGGCCGGAGCCGGUGCCCCUGGAGUUUCUCCCAGCCCAGGGGCUGCUGGGACGGCCGGGCGAUGUCUGUGCCCAGCACUUCACGCUCAGCUGACCCUGCCCACCUGAGAAUAAAUGGUUUUACAGGA